Humulus lupulus (European hop) is the source of this 2748-nucleotide messenger RNA. RefSeq lists its product as uncharacterized. Gene Ontology annotation, molecular function: glutamine synthetase activity; hydrolase activity. Lineage: Eukaryota; Viridiplantae; Streptophyta; Magnoliopsida; Rosales; Cannabaceae. The record is from RefSeq and is a predicted model, not a curated record. Bases 85 to 2595 code for a protein of 836 amino acids. The transcript has 18 exons.
ACUAUAUAAUAUAAUAGGAGGGAGACAGAGCGCCAUUUUCUAAGCCAAUUUUCUCGGAAAAUAGAGAGAGAAAGGAUAACGGAGAUGGAUUUCUCAGAGUUGAAGAAGGCAGUGGAAGCUGUGGAGCUCGUAGAUGGUCACGCACACAAUAUUGUGGCUCUUGACUCCGCCUUUCCUUUCCUCGGUGGUUUCUCUGAAGCUUAUGGCGAUGCUUUGACUCAUGCUGUUCAUUCUCUCUCGGUCAAGAGAAAUUUGAAGGAUAUAGCUGAACUUUAUGGAUGUGAAAAUUCAUUGCGUGGCAUCGAAGAAUUUCGCAGGGUCAAAGGGUUGGAGGCCAUAAGCUCAACAUGCUUUAAAGCUGCAAAAAUCUCGGCCAUACUUAUUGAUGAUGGGGUAAAGCUUGACAAAGAACAUGAAAUAGAGUGGCAUAAAGCCUUUUCACCUUUUGUUGGCAGAAUCUUGAGAAUUGAACGUCUGGCUGAGACAAUUCUAGAUGAAGAAUUGCCCGGUGGAACGUCUUGGACAUUGGAUAAGUUCACUCAGAUAUUUGUUGAAAAGCUAAAAUCAGUUGCUGGUGAGAUUUUUGGCUUGAAAAGCAUAGCUGCAUACCGCAGUGGCCUAGAAAUCAACACAAAUGUUUCAAAAAUAGAUGCCGAGGAAGGUCUUACUGAAACUUUACUAGCUAGUAAGCCUGUCCGCGUGGCAAAUAAAAAGUUCAUCGAUUAUAUCUUCACACAAAGUUUGGAGGUUGCGCAACAGUUUGACUUGCCAAUGCAGAUACACACAGGUUUUGGAGACAAAGAUCUGGAUAUGCGGCUCGCCAAUCCCCUUCAUCUCCGGGAUGUCCUUGAGGACAAGAGAUUCUCUAAAUGCCGUAUAGUUUUAUUACAUGCAUCCUAUCCAUUUUCUAAGGAAGCGUCAUUUUUAGCCUCUGUUUAUUCUCAGGUGUAUCUAGACUUUGGUUUGGCUCUUCCUAAGCUUAGCACCCAAGGGAUGAUAUCUUCAAUCAAAGAACUCUUGGAGCUUGCUCCAAUAAAUAAGGUUAUGUUCAGCACUGAUGGCUACGCAUUUCCUGAAACAUAUUACUUAGGUGCUAAAAAAUCACGUGAAGUCAUCUUUUCUGUCCUGCGUGAUGCUUGUCUUGAUGGAGAUCUUGAUAUUCAUGAGGCUGUUCAAGCUGCCAAAGACAUCUUUGCUGAAAACUCCAUUCGGUUUUACAAACUUAAGUUACCUGUGAAAUCUUUUGGGUCAGCAAAUACUAUAUCUUCUACACCUACAAAUACUAAUGCCCUAAGUGGCAUCACAUUAGUUCGUAUGCUCUGGGUUGAUGCUUCGGGACAACAUCGUUGUCGUGUUGUGCCUUCAGCGCGCUUUCAGGAUGUGGUUCAGAGGAAUGGUGUUGGUUUGACUUUUGCUUCAAUGGGAAUGCCUUCAUUUGUUGAUGGUCCAGUUGAAGAGUCUAAACUGACUGGAACUGGUGAGAUCAGAUUGGUGCCUGAUUUGUCAACCAGAAGGAUAAUUCCCUGGGAAACUAGAGAAGAAAUGGUUUUGGCUGACAUGUAUCUCAAACCUGGUGAACCAUGGGAAUAUUGCCCGAGAGAAGCCUUACGAAGGGUUUCAAAAAUUCUGAAAGAAGAAUUUGACUUUGUAAUGAAUGCAGGAUUCGAGAAUGAGUUUUAUUUGUUGAAGAGUGUACUGAGGGAAGGGAAAGAAGAAUGGGUGCCAUUUGAUUCAGCUCCCUACUGCUCAACAUCAUCUUAUGAUGCCGCUGCCCCUAUAUUCCAAGAACUUGUGGCUGCCCUCCAUUCGUUGAAUAUUCCAGUGGAACAGGUGCAUCCAGAAUCUGGGAAGGGUCAAUUUGAGGUGGUUCUGGGUCAUGGAACUUGCACCCUUUCUGCUGAUAACCUAGUUUUUGCACGUGAAACUAUCAAGGCCAUUGCAAGGAAACAUGGAUUAUUGGCAACCUUUGUGCCCAAGUAUUCUAUGGAAGACAUUGGUUCUGGGUCCCAUGUACAUGUAAGUUUGUUUCAGGAUGGAAAAAAUGUCUUCAUGGGAUCAUCUCGGUAUGGAAUGUCCAAAGCUGGAGAGGAAUUCAUGGCUGGUGUUUUAUAUCAUCUCCCUCAAAUUUUGGCAUUUUUAGCACCAAUUCCAAAUAGCUAUGAUCGAUUACAACCCAAUACAUGGAGUGGAGCAUACCAAUGCUGGGGAAGGGAGAACAAAGAAGCCCCACUGAGAGCUUCAUCUCCACCUGGAAUUUCAGAUGGUUAUGUGAGCAACUUUGAGAUUAAAUCGUUUGAUGGAUGUGCAAAUCCACACAUAGGCUUGGCUGCAAUACUUGCUGCUGGCAUUGAUGGGCUUCGGAAACAUCUUAGCCUCCCAGAACCUGUUGAUACAAACCCUUCUACCUAUGCUCCAGAACUCAAAAGAUUGCCAAAAUCACUUUCAGAAUCUUUAGCAGCUCUUAAUGAAGACAAUUUCAUGACAGAUCUAAUUGGUGAAAAGCUUCUGGUUGCCAUUAAAGGAAUCCGCAAGGCUGAGGUUGACUUCUACUCGAAUCAUAAGGAUGCAUACAAGCAGUUGAUAUACCGUUAUUGAGCAGGACUAUCUUCUUUCCUUUGCUCUCCAUUGUUCACUCUAAUUUAUUACCAUUCGACGAUGUUGAAAGCUUAUUGGUGAAAAUACAGACUUUAUAAUAUCAUAUUAGUAAUAACGUGGUGAUUCCAAUGACGCAAUAAUCUGUUUCCACCA